AUGGCAACAGGCACCAGUGCCACUGAAGAUGCGGGCUCCGACUUUGUCGAGUGGCACCCGGCUGCGCUUGUGCAAGGCAGAAACACCAGGCAGCCGGCGCCAGAGUUUGCCCUAAUCGUACUCAACCAGCCCAUCAAGAAUCACCUUGCUGUGAUCCGCCUCUUGUGGCACAAUGCAUCGGUUCGCGUAGCCGCAGACGGUGGCGCAAACCUCCUGUAUGAAGUUGGCGGGCAGCGCGGCGAUGCCUCAUUUGACGACCUCCGCGUCAUCAUCGGCGAUCUAGACAGCCUGUCAGACGAGACGCGCGCCUACUACGAAUCUCGAACUCUGCCGCCAUCAAAGGAGGCGACUCAGGUGAUCCACGACCCGGAUCAGUAUUCGACCGAUUUCGGCAAGGCGGUUGCGCACACAAGGGAACACUUCUGCAGCCUAGAGCCCGCGAGGCCCUUGGACAUUGUCGCUGUCGGCGGGCUGGGUGGACGCGUCGACCAAGGCCUCAGCCAGGUGCACCACCUCUACCUGUUCCAAACCCACCCGCGCUAUGAGGACGGACGCCUGUAUCUGUUCAGCGGCGAGAGCCUGACGUUCCUGCUCAAGGCGGGCCACCAUCGGAUCCGCGUGCGCGACGGCCCGGCCGGCGAGGCGGAUGUGUUUGACAAGUACGUCGGCAUCCUGCCCGUGAAGGAGCCGAGCCGCAUCACGACCAAGGGGCUCGAGUGGGACGUGAAGGACUGGGAGACCGAGUUUGGCGGCCACCUGAGCACCAGCAACCACGUGCUGCCCGAGACGCAGGCGGUCGAGGUCUACACCACCAAGGAUGUCGUGUUCACGAUCGCGCUGAGGCACGCCUAG
Molecule: messenger RNA, 852 nt
Organism: Lasiosphaeria miniovina
Lineage: Eukaryota; Fungi; Ascomycota; Sordariomycetes; Sordariales; Lasiosphaeriaceae
Product: thiamine pyrophosphokinase
Exons: 4
Coding region: 1-852 (283 amino acids)
Biological process (GO): thiamine metabolic process; thiamine diphosphate biosynthetic process
Molecular function (GO): thiamine diphosphokinase activity; thiamine binding; ATP binding
Source: RefSeq, a predicted model, not a curated record